Molecule: messenger RNA, 433 nt
Organism: Trifolium pratense (red clover)
Lineage: Eukaryota; Viridiplantae; Streptophyta; Magnoliopsida; Fabales; Fabaceae
Product: pre-rRNA-processing protein TSR2 homolog
Exons: 3
Coding region: 7-363 (118 amino acids)
Biological process (GO): maturation of SSU-rRNA from tricistronic rRNA transcript (SSU-rRNA, 5.8S rRNA, LSU-rRNA)
Cellular component (GO): nucleus
Source: RefSeq, a predicted model, not a curated record
AUUCUCAUGGAUUCCAUCAAUAGGAACAACCAUCGAGAAACAGAACCACUCUCUAGGAUUAGGUUGCAAGAGGCUAUCAUCUUGCUUCUCUCGCGUUGGUAUGCACUUCAAAUGGCCAUCGAGAAUCAAUGGGGUGGCUGUGAUUCCACCCAGAAAUCACACCAACUUGCUUCUCAUUUAUUUUUAUGGCUCUCCAAAUCCAAUGCACCAAUUUGUGUUGAAGAUUUAGAAAAUCUACUCCAUGAAUCCAUGUUGCUUACAUUCAAUACAGAAAUAGAAGAUGGCAGCAUUGAACAGUUAUUGGAUAUACUUACUACCUUUGAUCUUCCUGAAGCAGGGAAAUUGAUCUUCAGGUUCUUUUAGAAUGAUUAUAGCUAGCUCGAAUAUGGUGUAGUGUUUUAACAUUGGAUUCAAAAGUUUUCAACAUAUAUAU